UGGCUGGUUGGCUGGCUGGCUGCGCGCGCUCUCCUUCGCCCUCCUUUCCCGGCCAGGUAGAGGCCCACCCUCUGCUUCCCUGGUAGCGGGUGGGUCCGGAGGAGGAGGAGGAGCACCAGCAGCAGUAGCCGCCCCCGCCGCCUGUAGUUUCAGCACCUCGGAGAGCGGCUGGAGGGAGAGCCGCCGCGGGAACCGCAGCAGCGCCGGCGCGCAGGGCGAGGCGAAAGACUGCGUCGUCGCCUCACAACUCCCCUCACAGCCAGAGGGACGGGCGCUUUUGGCGCUGCCUGCCAUUGCAGCUGUCCCGGCGCCAGCCUUGCAGUCUUGGCAGGAGAGCUCGGUGAGGUGGUGGCAGGCGCCUCUCUCGCCCACUUGGGAACCGUCCGGUGGGGUGUGCUUUCCCCUCAUUCCGAGGCGCAGUUGUUUGUCGGAGGUUUGGGUUCCAGGUCGUCGUCGUGCUGCCUGCACCGCCACAGACGUGGCCCACAGAGACCUACUUGAGAGCCGCGCUUUCUAAAGCCAGGCCCUUCCUGCUCUGAGGGACAGCCAGCCAACAAGUUACUUGCUGGCCCGCUCGGGCCUCUCGCUUGGCCUCUCCUCGCUCAGCGACCCGCUCCUGCGAGGGCCCCAUUCGGACGCUUUUGCUUUCCUCUCAAUUCCCGAGAGACGAUGGGAGGCUACGUCGGGAUUAACACGCCGUGUUUGGCUUCCCGGAGCCCGGCAGCGGCUUUAGCGAACGUUGCGGUUCGGGGUUGAGGAGGCGAGCGAGACCCGUCAGGACUGCUGGAGCCGGAGAGAUCCCCAUCCAGGUUGCCAGGGAGGGAGAAUGCCGCCCAGCCAUAACCGCGAGGGUUAUUUGGAUGUACCGGAAGCAGCCUGCUGAGGGGCAGUUGAUUACUCACCCGAAAAGAUUCCGAAUGCAAAGGUUGACGGGGAAGAUCGCGAAGGAUCUGCAAUUGCUGUAGGUGGCAGGCAAGCUGCUGUAGCAGCUGCAGGAGCCAGCGCUGGAGCUUGUAUUUAAAACAUACGCAGACGGGAGAGAAAGAAUCACCGAGGUUCAGAUAAAACCAUCUGUUACAGAAGGUGGCCGGGGCUUUGUAACACCAAUUACUUCAAUAUGGAAAUACAUUUUUUCACAAGAGGUGGUGAAAGUCAACAUGUCAGUGAGUUCAUAGGCCAUUAGGGCAGUUUGAAUGCUGGCUUGAAUUCUGAUGGAUAGUAUUUUUUAAAUAUAUAUACACAUAUACACAAUGUGGAUUCUUUAUAAACGACUUCCUGUGAGUACCUAUAAUUCAUCCGUUCUGAAUUCCUCAAGUUGGGUUUGCUGAAUUUGUGGGAUUCUGCUCUCCCAACCCUUUUUAAGAGUUUUGAUAAAAUGGAGUCUUUAUAUACUUCCGUCAGUAAAUCACCAUACUGAUAAUCCUGUUAAUUCAAAAGACCAUUUUGCUGCAUCACUGAAACAUUAGAAAGGCACUUCAUUUUGCUUUCCACUUUGGGGUUGCUAAAUGUGAACCUCACCAAGGCAAGCAGUUUUUUCUCCUCUGCAAAAACCCUUUCUAAGAUUACUUUCUUCUUCAAAAUGAAGAAAUUUAAUUUUCACAAAGUUUUGGAUGGUUUAACUUCAUCCCCGAGUGGAAGCAGCAGCAGUGGCGGCAGUGGCACUGGGCCUGGAAGUGGUUCUGUGCACUCGGGAGGAACUGCAGGGACUCCCAGAGAGGAAAUCCAGGAGACUCUCACUUCAGACUAUUUUCAGUUAAGCAAGACAGUUCGCCAUGGGUUUCCUUAUCUUCCCACUGCCUUAGCUUUUGACCCAGUUCAGAAGAUUCUGGCUAUUGGGACAAGAACAGGUGCUAUUCGAAUAUUGGGCAGACCAGGUGUUGAUUGUUAUUGCCAACACGAAGGUGAUGCUGCAGUUUUGCAGCUUCAGUUUUUGAUCAAUGAGGGUGCUUUGGUCAGUGCAAGUUCAGAUGACAUGCUCCACUUGUGGAAUCUAAGGCAGAAACGGCCAGCAGUUCUUCAUUCGCUGAAAUUUACCAGAGAAAGAAUUACUUUCUGUCACUUACCAUUCCAAAGCAAAUGGCUCUAUGUUGGAACAGAGAGGGGAAAUACUCACAUUGUGAACAUUGAGUCGUUCAUACUUUCUGGAUACGUUAUCAUGUGGAACAAGGCCAUAGAACUAUCCACAAAGACUCAUCCUGGCCCCGUGGUGCACCUAAGUGAUAGCCCAAGAGAUGAAGGGAAACUGUUGAUAGGCUAUGAAAAUGGGACUGUGGUAUUCUGGGACUUGAGAUCCAAAAGAGCAGAUUUAAGACUAUACUAUGAUGAGGCUAUUCAUUCUAUUGGAUGGCAUAAUGAAGGGAAGCAGUUUAUGUGUAGUCAUUCUGAUGGCAGCUUGACUUUGUGGAAUCUAAAAAGUCAAAGCAGACCUUUCCAGAUAAUUGUUCCACAUGGUAAGAUUCAACGAGAUGGGAAAAAAGUUGAAUCUUGUAAACCAAUUCUUAAAGUAGAAUACAAGACCUGUAAAAAUAGUGAGCCUUUUACCAUUUUUUCUGGUGGACUUUCUUAUGACAAACCUUGGAGAAGACCAAGUCUGACGAUCAUGCAUGGAAAAGCAAUUACAGUACUUGAAAUGGACCAUCCCAUUGUCGACUUUUUAACUCUUUGUGAAACUCCGUACCCAAAUGAAGUGCAAGAACCCUACGCUGUAGUUGUACUAUUGGAAAAAGAUCUCAUUGUCGUUGAUCUGACUCAAAGCAACUUUCCAAUAUUUGAAAAUCCUUAUCCCAUGGACAUUCAUGAAUCACCAGUUACCUGCACAGACUAUUUUGCUGACUGUCCUCCAGAUUUGAUUCCUGUGCUAUAUUCCAUAGGCGCUAAGCAUAAGAAGCAAGGAUACAGCAAUAAGGAGUGGCCUAUCAGUGGCGGAGCAUGGAACCUUGGAGCACAGACGUAUCCUGAAAUUAUCAUAACAGGUCAUGCAGAUGGAGCAGUGAAAUUUUGGGAUGCUUCUGCCAUUACACUGCAGAUGUUAUACAAGUUAAAAACCUCAAAGGUUUUUGAAAAGCAGAAGUUAGAAGGAAAACCAACGCCAGAAAACAUGGAAGAGGAUCCUUUUGCCAUCCAGUUGAUGUACUGGUGCCCUGAAAGUAGACUAUUUUGUGUAGCAGGAGUCUCUGCAUAUGUUAUUGUUUACAGAUUCAGCAAGCAUGAAGUUAAUACUGAAAUCUCAUCUUUAGAGGUGCACCUCCAAAGUGAAACCGAAGAUAUCAUUAGUCCCGAGGCAGAAAUGAUUUCUCCAUUUCCAAAUGCCUCUUCCCCCCUUCCAUCUUUAAAAGAUCUCUCAGGCAGUACAAACACUGUGGCAUCUGAAGGAAUGAUGAAGGACAGUAUCCCAUGUCUCAGUGUUAAGACUCGUGCUGUGAAGAUGCCUCCUGGUUACCAAGCGGUCCUUGUUAUUCAGUUGGUGUGUGCUGAUGGCGACUCUCCCCAACAGAUAACCAGCCUAACAGCAAACUCGGCAUACGGCUUAGUUGCAUUUGGAAACUGCAAUGGUUUGGCUGUUGUGGAUUUUAUUCAGAAGACCACACUGCUGAGCAUGGGAAGUCUUGAGCUCUAUGGGUCAAGUGAUCCUUAUCAACGCCAGCCUCGUUCUCCUCGCAGAAGCAAGCAGUUUACUGCAGGUCUUACUGAGCUAUCAGAUGGUCCAGUGUCACUGGAGCUGGAGAGAUGCAAGUCUCCCACAACUUCAGAUCACGUAAACGGACACUGUACAAGUCCAACUUCCCAAAGCUGCAGCUCUGGAAAAAGGAUGUCUAGUGCGGACGUUUCAAAAAUAAACCGCCGUGGUUCUGGAAAGCCUCCAUUUAGGAAAGUGCAAUCUGCUGCUUGCAUGGAGAUUUCUUUGCCAGUGACAACAGAAGAAAACAGAGAGAACUCCAUCAGCCAUUCUCGAAGCUCCAGUGUCUCCAGUAUAGACAAAGAAUCAAAAGAAGCAAUUACAGCAUUGUAUUUCACAGAGUCGUUUUCGCGAAAAAAUGACACAACAGUGUCUCCUUGCCUUUGGGUUGGUACAGGCCUUGGUAUGGUCUUGACGAUAUCCCUUAACCUGCCCACUGCGGAUGAAUUGAGGCAGACAGAGCCUGUAGUCGUUUCUCCAAGUGGUACCAUUCUGUCACUGAAGGGAGCAGUGUUAACGUUCGGUUGCUUAAGCUGCACAGGGACCCUAAUACACCCACCCUAUGAAACAUGGAGAGAUCCAAACAGCACCGACGAAAGUGAAAGAACAAGAAAAAGAAAACUCGUCAUGCAUUCUCCAUGCUCAUCCCAGGACAUGGGAGACCACCAGUUUGCUGUUAUCUGUUCAGAGAAACAAGCCAAAGUUUUUUCACUGCCUUCCCAGAUCUGCCUCUAUGUUCACAAUAUCACAGACACCUCCUUUCUCUUGCGAGCGGAUGUGGUGACCAUGUGUAACAAUGCUUGCUUGGCAUGCUUCUCUGCCCAUGGGCAUAUCAUAAUACUGAGUUUACCCAGCCUCCGCCCAUUGCUAGAUGUUCAUUAUUUGCCUGUAACGGACAUGAGGAUUGCUCGGACCUUUCGUUUUACCAACGAAGGACAGGCAUUGUAUCUUAGUUCUCCCACAGAAGUCCAGAGAUUGAACUACAGCCAGGAGAUGUUUGACAAUCUGCAGGACAUGCUUGGGGAGUUGUUCACUCCGGUGGAAACUCCUGAGGCUCAGUACAGAGGCUUUCUGAAGGGGCUGUUUGGUGGAACUGGAGGCACACUCGACAGGGAAGAGCUCUUUGGUGAGGCUACGGCAGGAAAAGCAUCUCGCAGUCUUGCUCAGCACAUCCCUGGAUCAGGUGGCGUUGAAGGGGUGAAAGGAGCUGCAGGAAGCGCAAUUGGAGAGUUGGCUCGUGCACGCAUUGCUCUUGAUGAGAGGGGGCAGAAACUGGGGGAGCUCGAUGAAAGGACGGCGAGAAUGAUGGCGAGUGCAGAAGCUUUCUCCAAACAUGCACAUGAGGUAAUGUUGAAAUACAAGGACAAAAAAUGGUACCAGUUUUGACUUUUAACCACGAAGCAACACUUCUGUGUACUGAGAACAGGUGUCAAAGGACCUUGAGGCCUUAUUCUAAAAAUCCAGUCAUUGGGCAGAAGCAGCUCCUUGGAAUCCCUUUCACACUAGAUAAUCAAGCGAGAAGAACUUUUUCAGAGACCUACACGUGGUGGGUCUUUGUAGUCAAGUCUACACUGAGUCUCUCCCCCUCUCCACCACCAGAACAAUCAUCUUUAACAGGUAAUGAUUUCACUGGAAUUAGGUUUGAACUGUGGGGAGGACUGUUGAUAGUUUAAAAUGUCCUGUACAAAAUAGAUUGUUAAUGCAUUUAAACUUAAAACUUUGCAUGACUAAUUGACUUCUCAUACAACAAAGGCGCAAAAGCAAAGCAUGCUGUGAUUGAAGAAAAGGGAUUUACUUCUAAGUUCCACAAAAGAAAUAAGCAGCAAAACUUUCUUUUUAAAGCAAGAAGUCAGUACAUCUCAAGCAUGUUGCUCUCAACAGACCAUGCCCUGCAUUUCUCUCAUUUGACAUUCCUUUUCUGUAGACAAUCUUAGUUUGAAAACACUUGUGCAUUUCAUUAGUAGAAAAAUAAAGUAAGAUUAAACUUCUGUGGCCAAAUUAUGGUGCUUUAUUUAUGCAACAGUCUACGUUAGUCGAAGCCCAAUAGGACAUCAUGUAGCUGUAAGAAAGGAUAACCUUUGCUGGUGAUUGGAAAUCGCAGCAGGAUUGUAUAAAUACUAGCUGCUUUCCUUUUCACUGCUAGUGUUGGAAAAGAUAGCAAUUAAGCAGUUUAGGCCAAUAAAUUAACCCCACUCAUUGCUGUGAUCUGUAAGCAUGCCCAACACUGAGGGAGACUGAUGACCCAAUAAAGGGGAAAUCAGAAGGUGCCUUGGAGGGAGUCUGAGGUGAGGAUUCAGGACUAGGUUCCAGCAUUUCAGGGGGUUUGACUAGAUGACCCUCAGGAUCCCAACUCUGGCCCACUAUUUAUGAUGAAACCACCAAGUUUGUAUCAGAGGCGGUUUUAGGGUAGUGCAACUAGUUCGGUCGUACUGGGCUCCACAACAAUGCUGUAGAUCUGAGUGCAAGAGGGAGUGAAUUUUAGUGUCAAAUAAGAUGCCACUAAAAUUUGGAAACCCAAAGUCUGCCACUUAGGGCUUUUAAGGUUGCAUAAAUUGUAUAUGAUGCACUCAGGCAAACAAAGUGGAACCUUAUUUUUUUAGUUAAUCAUGAGCUUUCUAAUUAAUAGUAAUAAUACUGGUAAUUUUAUUUGUACCCCACCCUGAGCCGGGCUCAGGGUAGCUAGCAUCAUAAAACUAACACAGUAUACAAAGAACAUAAAAACAGGCAUUCAGUUAAUAAAAAUACAUCUUAAAAUUAGUUCAGAGCAAAUUAAAAUCUGGACAGAUGGCAGUCCACGCGUAAAAUUGAGUGUGGUUAAUAUUCUCCAGGGCCAACUGUUACCACUGGCCUUAUAAAGGACCUGUGAGCAGGCUAGGAGGCCUCUUUAAUGUUUGUUCUUAUACAGAAAGAAAAGAAUCAGACGGAACCCUGACGGAACCCUGACGGAACAGCUCUGUCUUGCAGGUCCUGCGGAAAGAUGUCGAAUCCCGUAGGGCCCUGGUCUCUUGUGAGAGAGCUGGGGGCCACGGCCGAAAAGGCCCUGGCUCUGGUUGAGACCAGUCUAAUCUCCCUGGGACCUGGGAUCUUCAGGGUGUUAUUAUUUGCAGACCUUAAGGUCCUCCAUGGGGCAUACCAGGAGAGGCAGUCCCGUAGGUACGAGGUUCCUAUGCCAUAUAGGGCUUUAAAGGCUAAAACCAGCACCUUAAACCUGAUCCUAUACUCCACCGGGAGCCAAUGCAGCUGGUAUAGCACCGGAUGAAUGUGCUCCCACGGCAAGGACCCUGUGAGCACUACACAUAAGAAAUUAUUGUUAAAACACAUCUAAAACUCACAUGCAUAG
Messenger RNA from Zootoca vivipara (common lizard), 7016 nucleotides. It is a transcript of the gene STXBP5L, whose product is annotated as syntaxin binding protein 5L. Gene Ontology annotation, biological process: exocytosis; Golgi to plasma membrane transport. Gene Ontology annotation, cellular component: plasma membrane; SNARE complex; cytoplasm. The record is from RefSeq and is a predicted model, not a curated record. Lineage: Eukaryota; Metazoa; Chordata; Lepidosauria; Squamata; Lacertidae. Gene Ontology annotation, molecular function: GTPase activator activity; myosin II binding; syntaxin binding.